AUGAAGUGGCUGGAUGAGAUGGAAAUAGUGGUAGAUAUCAGCAGUUGUGCUGAGAAGAACAUUAUCAAGUAUGUAUCCCAGUCCUUUAAGGACGAUGCUUUGACAUGGUGGAAGGCCAUGGUUCAGUCAACAGGGAAGGUCUCCCUGUAUAGUAUGGGAUGGUCCAAGUUUGUGGACCUAAUCAAGGAGACUUACUGCCCUCCUCAUGAGGUUGAAAAGGUAGAGUCUGAUUUCAUGACUCUCACCAUGAGGAACAUGGACUGUCGGAAGUAUGUUUCUGAAUAUAACUCAAUGUACAGAUUGGUUCCAUAUUUGACUACUCCUGAGCCCAAAUGCAUUGCGCAUUUCAUCGGUGGUUUGGAACCCGAGAUUAAAGGGAUGGUGAAGGCCUCCAAACCCGCUACUUUUAGAUCCGUAGUGGAUCUAUCCCUAUCACUUAAUCAAGAUGAAGUGAGAUGGAGGUCAAUCAAGAUUGAGAUUGACAAGAAGAGGAAGCGUGAGGAUAACCGCUUCUAA
Molecule: messenger RNA, 516 nt
Organism: Helianthus annuus (common sunflower)
Lineage: Eukaryota; Viridiplantae; Streptophyta; Magnoliopsida; Asterales; Asteraceae
Exons: 1
Coding region: 1-516 (171 amino acids)
Source: RefSeq, a predicted model, not a curated record